UCGUUCUCGACAGCGACAACGAUGAGAGGUCUCAGUUCCUUCUUGAGCCUUCCCAGUGCACUCUCUGCACUCGUCGCCGUUCUCGCGCUGCAGGCAGCCGCAGCACCCGUCGCUGCCAACACCAUCCUCACCCCCGCAAACUUCAAGGACACCAUAGCUAAUGGCGUUUGGUUCGUCGAGCACUUUUCACCAUACUGCCCUCACUGCCGACAUUUUGCUCCGACAUGGGAUACACUCGUACAACACUAUGCUUCUGAACUGGAUCCGGGCGUGAGCCUCGCCCAAGUCGACUGUUCUCUCAACGGAGAUCUCUGCGCGGACAACGGUAUCAAGGGCUACCCGCAGCUGAACCUCUACAAGGAUGGCCAAUUCGUCAAGACGUACAGGAAAGACCGCGAGCUCAACCUCCUCGUCGAGUUUCUCGACGGCUAUGCUGAGCAGACCGGCUCGCCCGACGAGCUCGCCAUCGUUAUACCGCCCACCGACACCCCCGCUGCAGACACAGCAGCUGUGCCCGAGUCUGACCCUGUGCCCGCAUCAAGCGCCGCCGCCGAGGCCGACGGGGCUGUGGCGCCGACGUCGACGCUGCCCCCCGCUGUCCGCGUGCAGACCCCCCAGGGACGCUCAAACGCGAACCCAAAGGGCGAGGUCGUCGCGCUCACGCCGGCGACGUUCGAUGCGUUUCGCGCGCAGGGCCCGAUGUUCGUCAAGUUCUAUGCGCCGUGGUGCGGGCACUGCAAGAAGCUCGCGCCGACGUGGGUGCAGCUGGCGCGGCACGAGCAGGGCGUGAUGAAUGUGGCGGAGGUGAACUGCGAGGAGAAUAAGGCGCUGUGUGCGAGGGAGAAGGUGGAGAUGUUUCCGGUGAUUAAGUUUUAUGCGGGCGGGGUGGUUACGGAUUAUGCGGGCGGGAGGGGGUAUCAGCAGCUUGUGGCGUUUGCGGAUAAGGCGGGCAAGCCGAGUAUGGUGCCGGUGAGCGCGGAAGAGCUUGCGGCGCAUGUUGCGGAGGAGCCGGUGGUGUAUUUGUUCUUGCAUAAAGGGACGGAUCAGGAUGCGUUGGACACCGUCGCGCAGGAGUCACAGUCCCUUUUCGGCAACCCGCGCGUGUUCACAUCGACGGACGCCUCGCUCUUCGCGCACUACGGGCUCCCCCCCGCGGCGCCCUGGGCGCUCGUCGCCUUUGCGGACGGCGACGCCGCGCCCGUCGCGACGUUUGCGCCGUCGUACGGCUCGUCGUCGACACAGACAGCGGGCGUGGCGGCGUGGCUGCAGGCGCAUAGGCUGCCGAGCGCGCUCGAGCUGAGCAAGGACACGUUUGCGGGUGUGAUGCGGGCGCCGCAGAAGCCGCUGGUGGUGCUUGCUGCGGUGCCUGCGGGGCAGGAGGAGGAGGUGAGGCAGAGGGUGGUGGAGCUGGGGAAGAAGUGGCGCGCGAAGCGCAAGUAUGCCGGCGGUGAUGGCGAGGUGGAGGGGCAGGGGCAGAGGGAUGUGGUGUUUGCGUGGAUGAAGUUUGAGGAGGGGGAGAAGUGGCUGAAGGGGAUGUAUGGGCUGAAGCCUGGGGCCGAGGCUGGGGUGGUUAUCACGGAUCAUAGUAAAAUGCUGUACUACGACGUGGACAUGUCGGGUGACAAGCUUGCGUUGCAGUCUGCGGUGCUCUUCCCCGUCAUCGACGCCGUAAUGGAGGGCGCGCUCCCGCCGAAGCACUCGGAGAACCGGAUCGAGCGGUUCAUACGCUUCCUGAACGACCAGAUGAUCGCGCUCGAGUUCGCGGUCGUGCACCAUCCGUACUGGACGGCGCUUUUUGGUCUCGGCUUUGUCGUGUUCCUGGUGUCGAUGCUGCGCCGGCUGUUUAACGAGGAUCUUGGCCAUCCGCGUGACUAUCACAGGCUCGGGAAAGAGGGGCGGCUCGAUUGAGCUGCGUGCCGUGCAGUGCUGGUGCUGGUGCGAGGACGUGCUAGUGCUACGUGCCGUCGUAGUGAGCAUGUCGUCUUGCUUACCGAGUGUGAGCCUAUGCCGCGUCCGAGCGCGAUUGUCUUCUGUCAAUGGGUCUAUGGGAUGGACAUCUCUUCUCUUUCUGUUCGUUACUCAAAAGCUUAGCUUAGCAGUAGUACUAUGGAAUACGCUAUCGUGUAAUUUAUUAGACC
Molecule: messenger RNA, 2138 nt
Organism: Coniophora puteana RWD-64-598 SS2
Lineage: Eukaryota; Fungi; Basidiomycota; Agaricomycetes; Boletales; Coniophoraceae
Product: thioredoxin-domain-containing protein
Exons: 6
Coding region: 22-1908 (628 amino acids)
Biological process (GO): protein folding
Cellular component (GO): endoplasmic reticulum
Molecular function (GO): protein disulfide isomerase activity
Source: RefSeq, a predicted model, not a curated record